This is a messenger RNA of Uloborus diversus, 1114 nucleotides long. RefSeq names its product protein ABHD11-like. NCBI's taxonomy places the organism in Eukaryota, Metazoa, Arthropoda, Arachnida, Araneae, Uloboridae. Bases 114 to 1046 code for a protein of 310 amino acids. The record is from RefSeq and is a predicted model, not a curated record. The transcript is spliced from 7 exons.
AUACUAUCUAAUCAGCCAAAUGACAACCCGAGCAGUUUAAGAUAAUGAAAAGCUCUAACUUUGCCAAAGUUUACUUUUAUAAACGGGUGUGUGAAUCCUAAACUAUUCGUGAGAUGGCGAGAACGUUUUAUCCUGCUCUAAUUUGUGUUUCCAUAUUAUCACUUCAGUAUGCAUUUGCAGUUCCUAUCAAGAAUUCCAAAAUAACACCUGUGGAUCUGGACUAUGAAUGUGUUCAUAAAACUGAUAAUCGAAGCAACAAAGCGCCUAUUGUCUUACUUCAUGGUUUAGGAGCGAUGAAGAGUCACUGGGAUGGAACCUAUGAAGUUCUAGCUUUCAGUACUGGAAGAAGGGUGUGCAGAGCAGACUUACGCAACCAUGGCGACAGUCCUUGGGAUGGUGAAACUAGCGUGGCCGCUAUGACAGAGGACGUCAUCCACUUGUUGGACACCAUUGGUGAGGAAACGGCCGUCAUUAUAGGACAUAGUCUGGGAGGGAAAAUUGCAAUUCAUACAGCACUCAAUUACCCAGCAAGGGUAGACAGAAUAGUAGCUGAAGACAUAAGUCCAAACGUUGACCCUCAAGUGGUGGAGAGCAUCAUAAUGCUUAUAAAAACGUUGCAAAGUGUCAUGGAGCAAGUCCCAGAAGGAUCUGACGAAAAACAAGCAACUGAAUUCAUUUUUUCGCAUUUUAAAGACUGGAUGAAUCAGUUCAACUUGAGCAUCAGCGACGAACAAAUGGAGCAAGUAGAACAGGCCUUGACUUGCCCUGAUGGAAAAUGCCGAUGGAAGGCAAAUUUUGAUGCCAUUGUGGGUACUAUUGAACGUGGCUUAGAUAUGUUCUGGACUCCAAGUUCCGGCCGCUAUGAGGGUUCUGCUCUGUUUAUUUAUGGCAUGGAAUCGGAGUUCAAAGUCAACGAAGAGGAAGAAAAUAUUCGGAAAUUGUUUCCAAAAGCAAAACUGGUAGGAGUUGAAGGAGCUGGUCAUGCGAUUCAUGGACUUUUCCCAAAAUUUGACGUCGAAGUUUUGAAAUUUCUCGAUGAAAACUGAAACUGUCUUGAAAAACAAUUCUUUUUUUUUCUCAUUAAGAAUGUGAUUAAUAAACGAAUUUGAAAUUA